Dioscorea cayenensis subsp. rotundata (Guinea yam) is the source of this 2241-nucleotide messenger RNA. Its product is annotated as probable LRR receptor-like serine/threonine-protein kinase At2g23950. Gene Ontology annotation, molecular function: protein binding; ATP binding; protein kinase activity. The record is from RefSeq and is a predicted model, not a curated record. The coding region runs from base 138 to 2102 and encodes 654 amino acids. The transcript is spliced from 11 exons. Gene Ontology annotation, biological process: protein phosphorylation. Lineage: Eukaryota; Viridiplantae; Streptophyta; Magnoliopsida; Dioscoreales; Dioscoreaceae.
CAUGCCUUCAUCCUUUGGAUGCACCAUCACCACCUUCUCAUGGUCCACAAACUCCAUUGCAUUCUCUUUCUUUCCUUUAUCUUUCUCUACAAAAUGAAGCAGAGAGCUCUGUGAACUCUGCCAUUGAUACUACUCCCAUGACUUCUUCAAACCUUUGUCUUCUACUCUUCUUCCUCUUCUCAGCCACCUUCUCCCUCUCAUUUGAGCCUCUCAACACUGAAGUGGAGGCCUUGAUGUCCAUUAAGAGCUCUCUCAAUGACCCUCAUGGAGUUCUAAACAACUGGGAUGGAGACUCUGUGGAUCCUUGUAGCUGGGCUAUGAUCACUUGUUCCUCUGAAAACCUUGUCAUUUCUCUAGGAGCACCAAGUCAGAACUUAUCAGGAACACUCUCUUUCAUGAUUCAAAACCUCACAAAUCUCCAACAAAUUUUAUUGCAGAACAACAACAUCUCAGGAGAAAUCCCUUUAGAGCUUGGCAAGCUUUCUAAGCUUCAAACUCUAGACCUCUCCAACAAUGGCUUCUCUGGCAUCAUUCCUGAAUCCUUGGGCCAUCUCACAAACCUUAGAUAUCUGAGAUUGAACAACAAUAGUUUCAAUGGACCAUUCCCUGUUUCCUUAUCCAAGCUGCAACAGCUUUCAUUCCUGGAUUUAUCUUAUAAUAACAUAAGUGGACCAGUUCCUCCCCUGUUCUCUGCCAGAACAUUCAACAUUGUGGGGAAUCCAUUGAUAUGUGGGAGAAGCUCAGAAACAGAGUGUUGGAGAACAUCUGGGACUUCAUCAGUGCCAUCUCUGCCAUCUUUCUUGGAAUCAUCACACAGGAGAAGUGAAACAGAGAAAGUAUGUGUUAGUUUGGGAGUCAGUAUUGGUUCAACUUCUCUAUUGCUUGUGUUCGGUUUCUUUCUAUGGUGGUGGAGAAAAAAGCAGAAGCAUCACCUCAUUCUUGGCAUCACUGAGAGAGAAGACGAUGAGAGCGUGGCGGUGGCGGCGGCGCCGUUGGGGAAUCUCCGGCUGUUCGGCUUGCGAGAACUGCAAGCGGCCACGGAGAACUUCAGCGCGAAGAACAUCUUGGGCAAAGGAGGGUUCGGAGAUGUAUAUCGGGGCCGGCUCACCGAUGGGACGGUGGUGGCGGUGAAGCGGCUGAGGGACGCGGCUAUCGGCUCCGCCGGCGAAGCUCAGUUUCGGACGGAAGUUGAGAUGAUUAGCCUGGCUGUUCACCGGAACCUUCUCCGGCUCAUCGGCUUCUGCGCGACGCCGUCGGAGAGGAUCCUCGUCUAUCCCUUCAUGCCCAAUGGUAGCAUUGCUUCUCGUCUUCGCGGGAAACCAGCGUUGGAUUGGGGGAGGAGGAAACGCAUUGCGAUUGGGGCAGCGCGAGGGUUAGUAUACCUUCACGAGCAGUGUGAUCCGAAGAUCAUCCAUAGAGACGUGAAGGCGGCGAACGUGCUGCUCGACGAGCGUUGCGACGCCGUUGUCGGCGAUCUCGGCUUGGCUAAGCUUCUCGAUCAUGCCGAUUCGCACGUCACCACCGCCGUGCGUGGUACCGUCGGCCACAUCGCUCCUGAGUACCUCGCCACCGGCCAGUCUUCGGAUAAAACCGAUGUCUUUGCUUUCGGCAUCCUCCUCCUCGAGCUCCUCACCGGCCGCCGAGCUCUCGACGCCGCCGCCGCCGCUAAGGAGAAGGAUAAGCAGCGCCCCAAGGGCGGAGCCAUGCGGGAUUGGGUAGAGAAGUUGCAGCAAGAGAGAAAGCUAGAGCUUGUGGUGGACAAAGAUAUGAAAGACAAGUAUGACCGAAUAGAGGCAGCUGAGAUGGUGCAAGUGGCUCUCCUCUGCACACAGAGCCUCCCUGCUCACCGUCCCAAGAUGUCGGAAGUCCUACGAAUGCUCGAAGGAGACGGCUUUGUCGAUAAGUGGGAAGCCACUCAUCGUCCACCGCCGCCUCCCCGUCGUGCUUCCUCCUUCUCCUCCUCCGGUUAUCAUACUGAUUCCAAUCCAUUCCUUAUCUUGGAUGGGUGUACUUGUACUUGUGAUGAUUCUAGCAGUAGGGAUGUUGAUAGUCAUUCCUCUGCUGAUGGUGUUGAAGAGAUGGAGCUUUCUGGUCCUAGGUGAUUCAUUGAUCAUUAAAUGUGAUCAAAUCAAAUGAUAGUGUGUGAGAAUUAAUAGGAUAUAGAAAGUGAUAUAUCUGUUCAUUAACAUAGAUAGCAAAUGUAUAACUGAAACAAGUUUAAUCUCUCUCUGUCUUUCUUCA